This is a messenger RNA of Linum trigynum, 3248 nucleotides long. The record is from the annotation of a GenBank genome assembly. NCBI's taxonomy places the organism in Eukaryota, Viridiplantae, Streptophyta, Magnoliopsida, Malpighiales, Linaceae.
GUCAAUUUUUUACCCCAUCCAUUCAUAUAUCUCAUAUUUUGACUUUUAUUCAACUAUUUAGAUUUGAUCUUUCAACUAAAUAGACUCAAUUACUUAUUAUAUUAUCACUAUUAUUCAUUCAUCAAGUAUUUUCCCCUUCGUUUUAUCAUAAAAAGUAAAUUUGUACAUGUAUUUUUCUCAAAUAGAAUGUAAGAGUGGGUCGACCAGACCCGACCCGUUCCCGCGCGGGUAUUACCCACUCCGACCCGUACUAGCGUGGGGCAGAGCAUGGAUAUUGAGGUACCCGCCCCGCCCCGACCCAUUUCCAUCACUAGGAGAAAGUAGGUAAAACCAAAGAGAGGCGAUUUAUGAUAGCAGUUGGUGGAGGAUGGACCCUCUGUUGGUGGAUGCAAUGGACGACAAAAGUACAAAACAAAAAGUCAAUGAGAGGGUGUCCCCCAAUUGAAUAAUUCUUAUUCCAGGCACAGAGACUUCUGAAAGGCUUUGUUCCGUCUCAGCCUAAGCAGCAAGAAUAAAUUCGUAAGCAUACAUUGAUUCCAAAAUGCGGAAAGGAAAGGUUGGUUCGAGGACCCGUUGGCUGAGAUGAGUCCUUGACUUAGCCAUUUAUUGGAAUCCUUCAAGGAAUUUGUAACCAUCGAGAGAGGAGAUGGCAGCCUGAUAUUAAAAAAUCCAGUGACCAAACGUGCAAUUCAUUCAAAACAAAAAUGAAUUGAUUGACAACGGGUGUAAAAUUAACCCUAAUUAGUCGUAGUUCAUUUUUCUCAUGACCAGUACAAACACAGGUUGUAUCACAGUACCUGGCAAUCGAGUCGGGUUGGAUAAUUUCGGGUCAAGGCCUUCAGUUAUGGGUCAGGUCAAGUUACAUGUCGUUUCGGGUUGUGGGCGCUCUCAGAAACAAUAUCAAGCAUGCUUCAUAUUUUCUUAAAGAACACAAAUUUUCACACAUGCAUGAUAAUAGUUUACCUAACACAUGUCCAUUAACAUAUUCUCAAAUCCUCCCAUACUAAUUAAAUGAAAUACAAAUUGCACAAAUUGUCAAAAAACAAUCACAAGAGUAAUGCUACUACAAGAAACACAUGAUAUUUUAUUAUCCUUAAACUUCAAACGUGUCAUUCAAAUCCAUGCGAUUUUCUUCAAACAUCUCAUCAAUUUAUGAGUGAUUUAAUUAUUUUGGGAGUGAUAUAUAAAAUGGAGCGGGUCUAACGGUCCGACCCGCUAACCCACCCAACCCGACCCAAAAAUCACGGGUUAUCAGAUUCGGGUCAUUCGGAUUUCAUGUUAUUAAAACUUCUACUUUUCGGACGCGUUCGGAUCCGGUCAACGAGUCAGGUUAUAAUUUGCCAGGUCUACGGUCAGACCAUUCUAUUUGCAAAACCUGCACAACAACAUAAACCGGUUUGACAACUGCCAACUGGUGUAAGAUUAACCCUAGGUAUAGCUUCUAUCCCAAACGGCAGAGUUCAAUCGUACUCUAGAGUCAUGACCUCUGGCCUUUGAGCAUAAAUACCAACUAAACUCACCGUAACCCUUGGAGAGGAGAAAUAAACCCAACUCAGAGUGCGUCUGCGGCGGCGAUGAACCAAGAUUUCCCACAAGAUCUCAUCACUGACAUCCUGUGGAGGCUUCCGAUCGGCCCGUGGACUGGCCGAUUCUGCUGCGUCUGCAAAUCAUGGCGCACUCUCUUCUCCGAUCCCUCCUUCAUCCUGCGAGAGAAACCCGUGGAUUCUGGUCUUCGAAUCUUGAUCAACUCCUUCAACGACGACAAGAGGUCAGUUUACAGUUUGCACUCUGCCGACACACUCGAGCCCCUCCUUCCUUGUCCUCUCCAGCUACCCUUCAACGAAGAGAAGCCCCUCAAAGUCGUCGAAGAUAAUGACCAUUGUUGGAUUCCCCGGUUUACAAGAAUUGCAGGUUCCUGUAACGGCCUGAUUUGCAUAGCUGACGGUGAUUACGAUCUGAUUCUUUGGAAUCCGGCCACCUCCGAGACCAAGCUUGUGCCGCCUUCCCCUUUCCGCCCCAACUGGCAUCUUCAUACGGUUGGGUUUGGUUUCGAUCCAGAAACAGAGGACUACAAAAUCAUUAGGCAAUUUGAGUUGGACGAUGGCUCUUGGGGAUGCAGUUAUUUCUUAGAAGUUUACUGUCUAAGGACUGAUUCCUGGACAAAGCUCACCGAUGAUGAUAAUCGCUAUCACCUGCGCGUCUGCUACGACCAGAUGCUGCUGCAAUGUAACAAGGGAAAAUUGUAUUGGUGGCGCCAGAAGUGGAACCCGAAGUGUUUAGAGUUUGAGUCAUUCGCCAUUAGCAGCCACGAGUUCAGAACAAUUGAUUUGCGUUUGCCUUCUGGGAUUGAGGUGUAUGGUAAACUGGAAUAUCUGUUGAACGAGGAGUACAUGGUAGCUCUCUUUCCCCUUGAAGAUAAAGAAGCUGCUGAGGUGAGAAGCUAUGCCUCAGCUUCUAUGGAGAUAUGGGUGCUCUUGAAGUAUUGGGUACCUGAGUCUUGGACCAAACUGUUAGUUAUUGCGAACCCACCACCCGAAAAGAGGAUUUGGGGCUUCUCCGGAAUUUCGAGAAAUUUAAAGUGGUUGUUUUUAUCGUUUUGUGACUAUCGUUACAGUUACUUAAACCAGGAUGAGUUUCUUGUAACCAUUCGUCCAGAGACCGGAAAUUUCAACGAUUUUUAUGGUCUUGACAUUCCGACGAGAUUUCCGGUAACGGUAAUUAAUUAUAUGCCCUCUCGAGUUUGUCUGCGUGAUUACUGCGCGCCGUCCAGUUAGACAGCUCACUUGCGAUUGGUACUUGGUAGCCUGUUUUUUGCUUCUAUGUAUGUUUUGUCUGUUAAGUUAGGAACCAUUGAUUUGUUUCCAUCUAAGAGAUAUUAUUAAUAAAUUUGUCGAUUUAGCUGACUGACUUUAUAAGUGCGAUCCACUGAUCCUUGUGUGUGUGUAAAGGGAUUUUCGCAGAAAUUGCGAGCAAAGGACGACAGCACAAAUGUCUAUAUAGGUGAAUGUGAUGGAAUUUACUCUAAUCUUACUAUUUAGUUUUAAAAUAAAUCAUUUUCUGUUUAUUAACUUUUAAUUGACACAUCAGCAAUUUAACAUACAAACCUUAUUAUUGGCUGUCGUGUAGAACAAUGUUAAUGAAAGUAGACGGUUAUUGACCAAUGAUGAAAUAUUGAUUUGAAGUCAGGCAAUUACUAAGAAUAAUAAAUUUGUCAGGCGGCAAAAGUUUAAUAAAUUUAGUGACCUACG